GCAGGCGUGGGGUAUUUUGUAUCAGCCACUGAAAAGUGACUAUAGAAUAUGCAAUAUAUGUACAAUACAAUAUACAUAUGUGUACACUAUUUGCAGUGCUAGGGAUUGAACCUAACCUUGUGUGUGUGAAGCAACUCUUCUACCAUGGAGAUGUAUCCCCAGCUCCUGUUUGCAGUGUUUAGAGUAUGUCAAACACCUGUGGUUCCGCCACCUGCUUCGCAAGCACAAGAUCCUAAAUUUGAUCCCCAGUACCAAAAAACAAACACACAAACAUCCGUGUGACAAAACUCAUCUCGCAAGGACUAGUGUUUGAAAGAAGAAUGUUUUGAUUUCUAACACUCUCCCAAGCGCGGCUGAGUGCAGGUCCGGGAAGACACACUUUGGGGAACACUGCAGCUGCAGGAUCAGCGCCUCUCACGUACACACCGAAUAAACGAUUUGAAGACUUGACGUCUCAUUGACCACUGGAUUAUGCACAAGGCUUUUCUACCCAAUGAUCCUCUUGCAACACGCUGGGCUUCCUCCACCUAAGCAGCCUUCGUACUCUCCUCCUAUGUCAGUGGCCACCAGGUCUACAGGAACCUUGCAGCUUCCACAACAGAAGCCUUUUGGGCAGGAGACUUCCUUGCCUCUGGCAGGGGAAGAAGAAUUACCUAAGGCAGGGGAGCAAGACUCUGCCCUGGAGGAGCUAUGUAAGCCCCUAUACUGCAAACUCUGUAAUGUUACCUUGAACUCGGCACAGCAAGCCCAGGCUCAUUAUCAGGGUAAAAAUCAUGGUAAGAAACUCCGAAACUACUAUGCAGCAAAUAGCUGUCCUCCUCCUGCCAGAAUGAACACUGCCGUGGAGCCUGCAGCUGCUCCUGUCAUUUCAGUCCCUGCACAGAUGGGCUCCUUUAAGCCAGGAGGCAGAGUGAUCCUGGCCACAGAGAACGACUACUGUAAGCUCUGUGACGCAUCCUUCAGUUCCCCGGCUGUGGCUCAGGCUCACUAUCAAGGGAAGAAUCAUGCCAAGAGGCUGCGGCUGGCCGAAGCUCAGAGUAACUCGUUCUUGGACUCAUCAGAGGUGGGUCAACGGCGGGCCCGGAAAGAAGGGAAUGAGUUUAAGAUGAUGCCAAAUAGGAGAAAUAUGUACACAGUACAGAAUAAUUCAGCAGGUCCUUACUUCAACCCUCGCUCUCGGCAGAGAAUUCCACGUGAUCUAGCCAUGUGUGUCACCCCGAGCGGCCAGUUCUACUGCUCAAUGUGUAAUGUUGGGGCUGGUGAAGAGGUGGAAUUCCGGCAGCAUUUAGAGAGCAAGCAACACAAAAGCAAGGUGUCUGAACAGCGGUACAGGAAUGAGAUGGAGAACCUGGGUUAUGUAUAGUGGUUGUCAUAUUCAGCUAGAUCAGCUUGUCCUGCCUGUUUGCCUUCUGUCUACUUGCCCUGCUUUGUGGUCCUUUUGAGAUGAGUCCAUUCCUCUGCUUGAUGUUAAUCUGUGUACCCUGCAGUGGUACCACGAGAUGUCAAAACUCGGGGGCGGGGGGAGGGAGGCGUGCUUCUUAGGUCCUAACACUUUUUCAGGUCAACUGUGUUGAGCUCUGUAUAGCAUGUGACCUACCUACCCCAUCACAAAAAACAUUUUAUCUUGACCAAGUUCUGGUUGACUUAGAGAUACAACUAUUUGAAAGUUUCAUCUUGUUUCGCAAUUUUAGUUUUAUGUUUUGCUAGAUAAAAGAAUAGUGUUGAGUUCUUCAAAUCACAAUAAAAGCUAAGAUUUGUUUCUCAAGGGUUCACUGGAAUCAUCACCUCAACACACUGUCGGUAGGGUCUGUCAUCACAGUCUGUGUUAAGGUCUCUCCAGGACAUUGUUCCCUGUAUCAUGCAAUGCGAGUUUUCUUGGAUUCAGACCCGUUUAGUGCGCUUGUGCUCUUCCAGACCACUAAACUUCAUUUCCACUUGUGGAUUUCACACAUUUAAUUGCCACCUCCUCUCCCCCACCCUCGCAGUUGAAUCAUCUUGUCUGAGAGGCUUAUUUUCAUGCCCUAGCUGUGCUGUGGGUUUUCCAAGCCAUGGAUUUGGAUACAUGAGUUUAAGAUGGGCAUAGUUUUAAAAAGAAUAUUUUCAUCUGAUUUAGGAAACAUAAAGAUGUGUUUGCUGUUUUAAUGUAGAGUUUUGUCUUCAUUGAUCAUAGUGUAACAUACAAUUUAUGAUAGUCUUAACCAUAACUUAGGAUCUCUUGAUAUUUUCUUUUUGCAGAAUUUUUUAGAUAAACCAGUCCCUACACUUUAUUGUUCUGUGUUCUGUGAGUUUGUUAGCUGUCCUGAAAAAAAACCUUUAAGACCAGUACCUGCUUCAUAGAUAGAGAAGAAUUUUUAAAACAGCUAGUCAAGUUUUAAUAUCACCAUUUCCAGUAGAAAAUUGUUUUUGCUUUUAAAAUAAGCCACAGUGCAUGUCUAGAUUACCAAUGGAAUAUUAUGCGAAGUUUUAUUAACUCUUGUUUGUAUCUAUUCACUAUAUUUUACAUGGAGAAGAUUGGUGCUCAUUCAUGCUUCUUUUGAAAGACCAGGUUCACCAGGAAGGUCAUAGUGAGCAGUAUCUUUGUAUAUUGGCAAAUGGUGAUGUGAUUGUUUACGUUACUAAUUAAAACUCUUGGUAACCUUGAGAAUGGGAUAGCCAAACAGAUAGGUAUAAUCGUCAUUCUGUUUUGGUAAUAUUUUGAAGCAAUUUUGAAUAGUCUAUACCUAUAAUUAAAAAUCAGUUUCUGUUAAGGUGGUGGUUUAUCAAAAAUUCGAAUUAUGUGGUAAUUUUUUUCCCCCAGAAACAAAAGAAUGAAACCAUUUUCUGUUUAAAUUUUAUCUGAACCUAUAACUCUUAUUAUAAUAGCCCCUUUUUGUAGUAGUUGAGUAUAAAGUAUAGUUAAUUAGUUUAGGGCAAUUUAAGACUUGUCUUACAGGCCAGUAGGUUGCUCAUUUUGCUGCUAAAUGUGAUUUUUGGUAGAUAUUAGUACAGUGCUGGUUUUAUGAUAUUUAAAAAUCUCAUUUCCUCUCUGUACGUGUGUGCAUACAUAUUAUACAUGCCCUUCUCCCUAAAAUUUCAUGUGAUUCCCUGGAGAGAAUUUCACUGAAUCCUUAUUCCAGAUAACAUUAAAGAUUGUGGGUUUAUUUUGUAAAAGCUGUUUUCAUCUACUUUCAGUUUUUCCUUUGGAAAUGGAAUUAAAGGAUGUGUUUCCCUGCCCUCUCCACUUAAUAAUUUCAAUGUAUGUGUACAAAAAGCAGUGGACUUAAGGGCUUGAUGUUUUUUCAGGCCUUGUGUAUUCAGGUUUCCAGUUUCCCAGUGCCCUUAAUGGAUGUUAUGAAUGCAUAAACGCAUUUUCUUUUAAAGAAAGAAGUUAGAUUUAUAGUGUUAUUUCUUACUUGCUAUAUUCCUUUGCACUAAAAAAAGAACUAUGUGUUUGUUUUAUAUGACACUUUAGUACCAUAUUGCCUACAGUGAUUCAAUUUCUUAAUUUCAAAAUUCUAGUUGAUAAAUACCUUCCAUGAUCAUUUAUAGAGCUUUCAUGCACAUCUGGAAAACAUCAGGAAUCUCUAUGGUAGUAAGUUGUGUUUUGGGCUAGUUACAUUGCAGUUUUCUCUUGUUCCAUAGGCGAGACAAAGGGUGACAGAAGUUGCCAUUGCUGCAUGGAACAUUUUCUUGCAUUGGCACUUGGUGUAGACAGUUUCUUCCCUCUAGGCAGGCUGCUGUUACCUCUGAAUUAGUGAUAUGUGUUCUCUUUUGGUUUCAUUGUGUGAUGUCCAGUCCUGCUCUGUAACAUGCUUUAGGAACUGCACCCUGUGUUCAUCAGAAAUUAGGUAUCUUUUAUAUGCCCUAAACAACGAUGGACAGAGGCCUAAACAAAGAAAAACCUGCAGUUAAAAAAAAAGUAGAUUUCAGUAAUCAUCUGUAAGAAUGUAUAACAUCCAAGUCUCCUUUCUCUGUGAAUAUCUUUGUGUACAUUGCCAUUAAAAUGUUAAUAUUAGGGCCGGGGAUUUAGCUCAGUGGUUCUGCCGCCUGCCUUGCAAGUGCAAAGGUCCUGAGUUCGAUCUCAGGUACAAAAAAAAUCAAUAUUAGAAGAUAAUUAUAAGCACUUUUAAGAUAUUAAGAGUGAAAGGUUAUGAAGGAAAAUUUCCACGUUUCAAUUAAGAUUGGAUUGCAUAUGCCUUUAAAGUAUUUUUGUUUUUUUAAAAGUUUAGUCAUAAAAUGGACUGUGUCCUGUAAUCCUUUGACUUCACAUUGACUAGAAAAUACUUAGUCUUGUCUUGCAUAUCAUGUCCUGCAACUUGUAAAUACAUGCAUGUUGUUUAUUAUGUUUAUCUGCUUGUCUUAUUGCACUGAAUUCUGUAAGGUGAAUACUUUUUUUAUCAUUCAUUUUGAAAAAGUCCUCCGUCACACUCUCACUCUCUUCCAUUCUGAUGAAUUUCUAAACUUAGAACAGCAUAGGAUUUUGAAACCCUGAGUGUGAAUGUGGAGAGUCAGAGCUGAGAUCGCCAUGUCCCUCUCCCUGGAUAGGCCAAUGGGAGGCACGAGGUCUUCCAUCUCACUUUACAAAGCUGUUCUGCAGAACCAUACACUUGUUUAUGGCUACUGAGCUACAAACUGAACCAAAAGGAAAGGAGAAAUGUAUAUACAUAUAUAUGCGUAUACGCGCACCUGGAUAUGUAUAUAUGUGCAUAGCUGGUUAAAUCUUCCUCUGCAGAUGGAUUCUGAGGAUUAGCAGCAGGAUUUACGAUUUCCUCGUGCCUUUGUUGUGUGGCACUGUGAACAGUGACAGUUUGAGGAUUAUCCAUUGACUUAUGUGAAAUGAGUCCUGUUUGAGUCAGGGGAGACGUGUGAAGGGCAGUGUGACUCAGUGUUCUCUGCAGAGGCCUAAAGAUGGUAGAUUAGGAACCUACCUUUCUUAGGUAAUGUCAGAACUUAGGCUGGAAGUACUCACUUAAGAACUUGGUGAGGCUUGUGCUAAGACAAUAGACAAUAAUACUAAUUUCUUUAGAAAUAAGUGGAGAAGCAAUUUGUUAGGUUAGGCAAAAGUUUCGAACAGGUGUUUAAAAAAUUCCACCUUACCACCCAUGUUUUUCUUACCAGACAAGUCACUGUGUUCAGGUGUUCCGUGUAUAAUAAAAAAGUGUGUCAUUGCUGUUUUUGUGUUCUUGGUGGGGGAACUCCUACCACUGUGAGCUGUUACUGUCAGUGUAGCCGAUGGACAAAUAGCUGUGUAAAUAGCUUCUCAUAAGAUUUCUACUGAUAGGUAUUAAAUGUUUUCUUCCCCUUUGAAUGGGGGGAUCAUUUGUAAACUCCCUUUCUGGGUAGCUACCAAAAAAAGUACUGGCUUACGGUCCUGUGUGACCCUUGUCUGUCAAGCCCAGAAUAUGAGUGCCUUUAGCAAGUAUUAGCAUUUCACAGAGAAGGGAUGACAGAAUUACUGCUGUUAAUCAUGGUUCAUAGAACGGGAGCUUGGAAUAGCAAAGAUCUACGUGAAUUCUGUUCUACAUUUUUUUUUCUUAACACAGUCUCAAUUUGAUAUUAAACACAACCUAAUCCGUCAGGAGACAUAUACCCUGAACAUAAAUCCAGGUGUCUGAGGCUGGCAGCGCUCACCUUGGUGUGCUGCCUCUGUAUUUAGUGAAUGGUAGUGAGGUGUGUUGGGGGAGCUUGACACUGAUGCUUCGGUAAAUUCUUUAUUCCAGUGUCUUUUUCCAACUUGUCUUUUUCUUAGAGAGGAGAGAAUGACAUAUUUGCCAGUAUGCAAAUUUGCCUGGCUGGCAUGAUUAUUAAUUAAUUAUUAAUUGUGCUAAUUCAUCUUUGCUUUACAAAUCAAGUUGGAGGCCUUUAUAACAACAUUUUCCCUAACUUCAUUUAAUUAAAAGUUCUGGAUUGCUUGAGUGGCUAGAAUCUUUAAAACACACUGCUGAAAUGAUUUUGCUACAGAAAUACUAACAUCUUCUCACGAAAAAAUUUAAACAUUUGUCAAAGUAGAAAACACUUUACGACAUACCCCACCACUAGAGUCCACCAUUAAUGUUUUACCGCUCUUACAUUUCCACAUAUCUACCUGUCCCUCGCUCGGUUGGUCUAUCAGCCCAUCAGUCUCUUGGUCCGACAAAGCACUUCCCCUAGGUGCAUUAACCAGGGUUUAAUAUUGAUUUAACUCUUAAUAUCUUUGUGAAAGCAGUGUGUGAAGUUGGUACCCUGCGCCAAUUAACAUACUUCUUUUUUCUCCCAUGGAUUUAAGUCUUCCAGUUUCUGUUUUCAUGUGUACUUAGAGUGAAGGAAGACACCUCCUUUUUCUAACUGAAAUUUUCUAGAGUUGGUUAUUUGAAAUGCUUAAUUGUCAUCAAUGUUGAAGUUUCACGAUAAAGAGGUAUUUUUUCUCCUUACCCGUCUUCUGCCGGUGGUAUUUUGCUAAACUAUGCAGCUUCUUCAGAAAACUGUAAAUGAUAGAUUGGGGUUUAUGAAAUCAGCUUAUACCUCACUUCACCAAUUGCUGCUUUUCCUCUUGUUGUCACUGCUGUCAGCUGCUCUACCAGAAGGUAGAGGGGAGGAAAGGGUCAAACCCAUGUAUAAUGAGCUGUUUCAAACAACUUGAGAACGGUUUAAAUAGUUUAGAAAGUUGAAACUAUUAGUUUAAGGGAGUUUGAUUUGGAUUGCCUGAGUAUUGUAAUUACCCAUGCUUCCUCUAGCUGUAAUUAGCAAAAUUUAAAAUGAUUGUACUGUACAAUGAGUUGUUGAAAUUGUGAGCCUUAGUAACUAUAUUUAGCUUUACUCCAAUAAUGUUUAGAAUUUUUUGGAUAUAUGCCUUUAUUUUAUGUUCCUUUUUUGUGGAUAAAUCUGCAGAAUUUAACCUACUUACUUGAGUUCGUGAAGAUGCAAUGGGUAAAAUCAAAUCAGAAAUGAAAUUUGAAUGUUCCUGAUUUAUAUUCUUGUGCUUGUUGGAUAUAGUUCUUGGUUUCUGAAAUAACCGAAUACUUCCUUUGGACCCUUAAAAGGAAGAUAAGUAUUUUUACUAAUUAGAUUUUUAUUUUUAGACAUUUCACGGUAUUCUCGUGGCCAUAGUACUUAAGUAAGCCCGUUGCAAUUGCUGAAAUCUCACUGCACUGUUAAAUACCAACUAAUAAUGCAAGGUUUAUCAGAUUUUUUUUUUUUUACCUUUAAAUGGCCUUCAUGAUUCUCUCAUAAUUCUAUGUAAGUGCUGAAGUGACCCCCUCACUAGUGAAAAUAAAUGUUCUACAUCACUGGUUAUAUGUGUAUUCUCUACAUAUUUUUUUUUUUUAGGGAAAAGUAACUCCAUGUUUCAGAAUGAGCGAUAUUAUCUUAGGAAAAGGAUAUAUAGUUUAUUUCUAUGCUGCAUAUCUGGCAUUUUUAGGAACAAAACUCUCUUGGGAGUGGCUGUUGUUUUGCCUUCUGUCAGUACCUGAGUACCUUCCUGUAGUUUUGUAAAUCAUGGUGUUAUUUUGUAAAAAUGUCAUGUUGAUUCUGCAUUGUUUGGUUUUCACUCUGAGGUACCUCUGUUAACUGUGGUGAUUGGGGUUGGGUGGGUGUAUUUGCUUGGCAAUGCCUUACCAGAGUAUGUUGGGCUCUACUUUAAAGCAGUGCAUGUGUCUUCUAGGACAAAACAUGUCCUCUCUCAGAUGUGUGCUCUAGAUCCAGAAGUAAAACUGAUUUUGCUUUCCCUGUAAAGGUUACAUUUUAAUGCAGUUACUGUCUUAAGAAUAAAAUCAUGGGAAACCAAGGGAGACUCUAAGGACCCUUCAUGAAUGGCAUGGCAGCUUUUAAAACUGCUUUUGCUACUUCACAAGACCUAUACCUUUGUUAAAAGAUAUAGCUAAAAAAAUGCCAGCCCAAACUGUAUGAAAUUGAGGUUGUUUCAUAAAAUUUUCUUUAAAUGUUACACAGGGGUUUUAGAUCUUUGUAUGCUAUUGGAGCAAUGUGCCAGGAACUGUUUGGAAAUCCGUUUUUGUUCUGGGACUGCAGAAAUGACAAAUGUGUCAUGGGAUUAAAACCAAUCAACUGUGAAUUGUCAAAUUGACAUUGCUCUUUUGGUUUUCUUUUCUUCAGCGUAUUGAAUAUAGAAAUCUGAAAGUUAGUUAAAAUUUACACUGCUUAUGUUGAUGGCUCAUUUUGGCUGUGUAUUCUCACUUAUGUACUGAUUUCUGAUAAAAGCUUGAUGUUAUUAUAACAGGCAUUUUGUGUUCAGUUUAAUAAAACAGUUUCUGAGUCUUGUCUGAAAAUGGUUUGGCUUGAGUUGGAGAUCAAGGAAGAUGGUGAAUCGUCAGCACCGAGGUGUUAUUUCCAUGCUGAUUGUUGAGGAAGGUGGGGUCCCCAUUUCUCAGUCUGCACUGCCUCUGCCAUGCACUUCCUCAACUGUACAGAGCUGGGAAACUGGAGCUUGCAGUGGGAUUGACUUUGCUGCCCACGUUUUCCCCUCCCCAUCGCUGGAGUUGGCUGGGGAUUGCAGUGUACUCUCAGUUUCAGUGAUUGGUUUUAGUACUUACCUUCCCUUUAAAUUUGAGAAAGGCCGGCCUUUGCAAGACCACAGCCACUGCUCUGGAAACAAACACAUAUUAAAAAUCAUAUACUCAUUAAUCUUUUAGAUGUUUCAUAUAUAAAAUACUCCUACAGAUACAAUAGAUUUAUAUAUGCAAUGUAUUAUUGAGAUGUGGUCCUUUAAGCACUUUGGUUUAUACGCAGUGUGCUUUUGAAUUUCAAUGCUCAUUUUAGAAAGUAGAUUAUAGGCUGUAAGAAGACUGCUAUGCUUUGUUUAAUCGGGAUGCAAGACACAUACACUGAGUGUCGUGGGAAAAAUUCUUUGUCUGAACAAAAAUGUUUCUCAAUGAAGUGAAUAGCACAUUGAAUUUUUGUGUUGUAAAAUAUUCAAAGCAUGAGCACAUUUAUUAAGUCAUCCCCAAGAGAUUUUUAGCUUAAAAGGAAGCUGUAAUAAUGGGUAUAAAAAGUCUUAAACCACUAGAGAUUUUCAGCCUCCCUUCAGGUAUUUCUGAGGCUUAUUGCCUGGGAGUCUAUUCAGGAUCAAGCACUGGGUGUUAUCCUUUAAAACUGCUUCUAUGUAAAAGGCUUCAGCGAACUUUUCCAGGACUUAUAAAUUGAUAUGAGAUUGUGAAGAGAUCAGAAA
Molecule: messenger RNA, 9139 nt
Organism: Fukomys damarensis (Damara mole-rat)
Lineage: Eukaryota; Metazoa; Chordata; Mammalia; Rodentia; Bathyergidae
Gene: Zmat3
Product: zinc finger matrin-type 3
Exons: 6
Coding region: 494-1363 (289 amino acids)
Molecular function (GO): nucleic acid binding; zinc ion binding
Source: RefSeq, a predicted model, not a curated record